AUGAUGGGAGAGUUGGAGAUUUCCAUCAUGGCGGCUUCCAUUUCGGGCUACACCUUCAGCGCUGUGUGUUUCCACAGCGCCAACAGCAACGCUGACCACGAAGGAUUUUUGCUGGGAGAGGUAAGACAAGAGGAAACCUUUAGCAUCAGUGACUCACAGAUCAGCAACACGGAGUUUCUGCAAGUCAUUGAAAUCCAUAACCACCAGCCUUGUUCAAAACUUUUUAGUUUUUAUGACUAUGCAAGCAAAGUUAACGAAGAGAGUUUGGACAGGAUCCUUAAAGAUCGGAGAAAGAAAGUUAUCGGGUGGUACAGAUUCCGGCGAAACACACAGCAGCAAAUGUCGUACAGAGAGCAGGUCCUCCACAAGCAGCUCACCCGCAUCCUCGGGGUACCCGACCUCGUCUUCCUUCUCUUCAGCUUCAUCUCCACCGCCAACAAUUCCACUCAUGCUUUAGAAUAUGUUCUCUUUAGACCAAAUCGAAGGUAUAAUCAGAGGAUAUCCCUGGCCAUUCCCAACCUGGGCAACACCAGCCAGCAGGAGUAUAAAGUGUCUUCAGUGCCAAAUACUUCUCAGAGUUACGCCAAAGUUAUCAAAGAGCAUGGUACUGACUUCUUUGACAAGGAUGGAGUAAUGAAAGACAUCAGGGCGAUUUAUCAGGUUUAUAAUGCACUUCAGGAGAAAGUGCAGGCAGUGUGUGCAGAUGUAGAAAAGAGCGAGCGGGUAGUUGAAUCUUACCAAGCAGAAGUGAACAAAUUAAGAAGACAAAUAACUCAGAGGAAAAAUGAAAAGGAGCAAGAAAGAAGACUGCAGCAGGCGAUGAUCAACAGACAGGCGCCUUCUGAAAGCCUGGAGCCGGCGUUCAGCCCUCGGACACCCUAUGCGGGGUUUGCAACUGAAGGUAGAAGCACACUGGCAGAUGCAGAGGCCUCAGAUCCCCCGCCCCCUUACUCCGAUUUUCACCCCAACAAUCAAGAAAGUACUUUGAGCCCUUCGCGCAUGGAGACAAGUGUCUUUAUGCCACGACCUCAAGCCGUGGGCUCUUCCAGUUACGCUCCCAGCAGCGCCGGACUGAAGUAUGCGGGAGCGGGAGCAGACCUUGCUCCUUCCCAAGGAGCAGCUGGCGACAGUGUGGAGGAAUCAGACGACAGUGAUUAUGAAAAUUUGAUUGAUCCCACAGAGCCCCCUCAUAGCGACUACUCACACGCGAGGGAUUCCCGACCUCUGACACAUCCCGACGGGGGCUCCAGGAACACUCAGACCUCCCAGAUUUAACGGAGCGGAAGGAACUCUUCACCUAGCACUGUUUUCUUAAUCGCUUGUUGAGAGAGUUUUUUGAGGACUGAAUCUGGAGGGAGAACUGCUUUCUCAGACCCCUGGGCUCCCAGAGAGUCCUGGGCACAGAACCGGGAGGGGCCUCGCCUCCAAAGGGCCUCACCUGCAGACACCGUGUCAGGUGUCGCAACAGCGUCAUUCAGAUAAUCAAAUUGUCCUAAUUCUGGUGCGAUUCAUGGAUGUACUGGUAAAUUUAGGCAAAGAGAAACUUAUCAGCGUAGUUUCUGUUCUUUAAAAAUAAAUUGGUAAUUAGAGACUAAGCACAAUUAGUCUAUAAAUGUUCUAUAAAUCAAAAACUUACCUCUUGCACUAUCAUGCCUUGAAAUUUACUUUUUCAAAGGGAAAUGAGUUUAGCAGCAGCCUUCAAAGACCCUUCUUUCUAUGAUGAGUCAAAUUCAUCUUUGCCAGAAACAAAAUUUUGAUAAUUCUAAGGAGCCUGAUUGGAACAAACCGGACGUAGCUUCUCUUGUCUGCAUGACUUCGUGAGAUCGAAAGAGAAGGCUUUGUUUUAACUUUUUUCUACUAGCCUGAUAUGUAUUGUCACUUAAAAUGGUUGCCUUUAAAAAACAUGUAGAAAUACUAAUUACCAGUAAGUAAUCAUCCAAAUAAGUAUGUCAUAAAAUAAAUUACUUAUUUUUCUUUCGUGGAAUUACAGUGACUGCUAUGUUGCACUAGCCAUGUUCCCAGUCUCUGUUCUGGAGUCUUAAACGAAGGGCACGCAGCAGUGGGUCCCAGAAAGGGGUUGUAUUCCUGACCUAAGGUUUAUGAGGGACAGACUCCAGAUGCAGUGGAUUUAGCCGAGUUCAUACUUAAGGGAUAUAACUCAUUUAGACCUUCUGACAAAUCCUAGUAUUAGUUUUAUUUGUGGAGGAAAGACAUUCAGUAAGCUGAGAAUCUUGGUGAAUUAAGAUUCAUUUUAAAUCUGAAUAACCAUACUUUUAUUUUUAAGCUGCCAUUUGGAGGAUAGUUGUGGAAUGUGUUGAGACUUCCUGUUGGGAUGCACUUAUAUUUUUAUUUAAUUAGUGCUUGUUUUCUAGUUUUGCCCAGAAUGUGUGAAACCACUACAGACAUUCAUGAGCAUUUUAGGCUCCUGGUUUGGGAAUGACAAGACCCACCAUUUAUGAUGAGGUCAGCCCACGAAGGUAAUGCUUUGGAACAUAACUGCCUUUCCUUUAGACUAGUUAAAACCUGGAAAUAUAAGGAAGCUGUCAAAGAGGCUUACCAUCCAGGUUCUGAAAGAGAAGUUUCAUUUUAUAGGAGAGAAGUUUACCCACUGAGCCAGUCCCAAUGCUAAAUUAGACAACCCGGACUGAAAAAUGAAACACUGAAACUGCCAUUCUUUUGAUGCCCACUCCGCGGGGUCUGUGCUUUCCUAGUGCCGGUUCUGUUGGCCUUAAACCACUGCCACUUGAUUUGAAAUGUCACAGACCUCUCUAUCUGCAAAUGUGUUCUGGUUUCAUCAGCACCUACUAGGGCUUCCACACCAGUGUGAAUUAAAAUUUUUUUUUAAGUGCCAUUGCCAUUUCCCCUGUCCCUGUUUUGACAUUCAGGAAUCUAUUUUUAUUUUAUGCCAUACUGAAGUCUACAAUGUAUAUCUGACAAAGCAGUUAAAUGUGACAAUAAAAACUUAUUUAAUCAUGGUACCAUUGUUUUAAUGUCUGUUUCAGCACCCGACAAGGCCUUGCCUCAGUUUACUCAUUCUGGCAGUUCUUAGUAAACUUAAAACAGUUUUUUAAAGGGCAUAAAAACUCAUCUCCACAUAGGUUUGGUUUUUUUGGUGGUGGUGGUUGGGUUUUG
Messenger RNA from Pteronotus mesoamericanus, 3132 nucleotides. It is a transcript of the gene ABRAXAS2, whose product is annotated as abraxas 2, BRISC complex subunit. Gene Ontology annotation, molecular function: microtubule binding; polyubiquitin modification-dependent protein binding. Gene Ontology annotation, biological process: attachment of spindle microtubules to kinetochore; mitotic spindle assembly; protein K63-linked deubiquitination. Bases 1 to 1275 code for a protein of 424 amino acids. The record is from RefSeq and is a predicted model, not a curated record. The transcript has 9 exons. Gene Ontology annotation, cellular component: nucleus. Lineage: Eukaryota; Metazoa; Chordata; Mammalia; Chiroptera; Mormoopidae.